AUGCCGUUGUCAUCACAAUAUGGAGGAGAUCCGCGAGCUGUAAACUGCGUGUCGGCCAGCAAUUUUUUUUUUUGGGAGGAAGUGAGCAUUGCUGGAGCUUCCAGCGUCGUUUACAAUUGCUUCUUGGUGCUUGUGAAGACUGCGUUUACAUGCAUUUCAAAGGUGAUUGUGGGUUAG
Messenger RNA from Plasmopara halstedii, 177 nucleotides. RefSeq lists its product as uncharacterized. Bases 1 to 177 code for a protein of 58 amino acids. The record is from RefSeq and is a predicted model, not a curated record. The transcript has 2 exons. Lineage: Eukaryota; Oomycota; Peronosporomycetes; Peronosporales; Peronosporaceae.